ACAAAACGUGAAUCAUAGUGUUGUUACCAAAACCCAUUAGUGUAGCGACAACUGUCCUUUCACAUCCUUAUACAAAUUCUCUUCCCUCCGGUCAUCUCGGAAACUUGUAUCAUCGACAAAACAUAAAUACUAAUGGAGCACCACCACCAGCAUCACCGUCACCACCAACGCGACGACGGAGAAGACGAUCGUCAAUCCUUUGGAGUACCACCGCCACACGUCGAUGCUCCGCCACAACCUCAUGGUCUUUACCAGUCACAGCCUCAUUUUGAUCCUUACGCGCCUACUCCUCAAGCUCCGGCGCCUUACCGAUCAGAAACUCAAUUCGAACCCCACGCGCCUCCGCCUUACCGAUCAGAGCCUUACUUUGAAACUCCGGCACCACCGCCUUCAUUUGGUCAUGUGAGUCAUGUUGGUCACCAAUCACCCAACGAAUCUUACCCACCGGAACACCACCGUUACGGAGGUUAUCAACAGCCGUCUAAUUCCUUACUGGAAAGUCAUGGAGAUCACAGUGGAGUCACGCACGUGGCUCACCAUAGCUCAAAUCAGCCCCAAUCGUCUUCUGGUGUCUACCACAAGCCUGAUGAGAAUCGUCUACCUGAUAAUCUUGCUGGACUCGCCGGAAGAGCAACGGUGAAGGUGUAUUCCAAGGCGGAGCCUAACUAUAAUUUGACGAUCAGAGAUGGUAAGGUUAUUCUCGCCCCAGCGGAUCCAUCUGAUGAAGCACAGCAUUGGUACAAAGACGAGAAGUAUAGUACUAAAGUGAAGGACGCAGACGGUCAUCCUUGUUUUGCUCUUGUAAACAAAGCUACUGGUGAAGCAAUGAAGCAUUCUGUGGGAGCUACUCAUCCCGUGCAUCUGAUUCGAUAUGUGCCUGAUAAGCUUGACGAGUCAGUACUAUGGACAGAGAGCAAGGAUUUUGGCGAUGGAUAUCGCACAAUAAGAAUGGUAAACAAUACGAGGCUAAACGUGGAUGCAUAUCAUGGUGACAGCAAAUCUGGUGGUGUACGUGAUGGCACGACUAUCGUCCUCUGGGACUGGAACAAAGGCGACAACCAGCUCUGGAAGAUCUUUCCUUUCUGAAAAUUGGCGUCUGGAGUGGUAAAAAGUUCCUUUGUGUGUGCUGUAUGAAUAAGAAAGAAACAAAACUCAGAUUUAUUCAUUGUUUGUGUCUUGUAAAGACUUGAGUUUGUGCUGUUGGCAUCUGUAAUCUAUCUUACUUGUAUUCCAAGUAUGUUUUUACAGAUACAUUACAUACACUGUCUAUAUGUGUAUACUUUUUUCCUAAUCUAUUUUGAGAUCUUUCUUUUUCCUUUUGGGAGAUAUAAACGACAGAUUGUUAUCGAAUUAUGUUGAUUAGUUUAUUUUAGCAGACUUUCG
Messenger RNA from Arabidopsis thaliana (thale cress), 1383 nucleotides. RefSeq names its product hydroxyproline-rich glycoprotein family protein (gene EULS3). Gene Ontology annotation, cellular component: cytoplasm; nucleus. The transcript has 4 exons. NCBI's taxonomy places the organism in Eukaryota, Viridiplantae, Streptophyta, Magnoliopsida, Brassicales, Brassicaceae. The coding region runs from base 133 to 1086 and encodes 317 amino acids. The record is from RefSeq and is marked reviewed.